This is a messenger RNA of Corticium candelabrum, 1572 nucleotides long. RefSeq names its product N-acetylglucosamine-6-sulfatase-like. The record is from RefSeq and is a predicted model, not a curated record. Lineage: Eukaryota; Metazoa; Porifera; Homoscleromorpha; Homosclerophorida; Plakinidae. Gene Ontology annotation, biological process: glycosaminoglycan metabolic process. The coding region runs from base 6 to 1484 and encodes 492 amino acids. The transcript has 12 exons. Gene Ontology annotation, molecular function: N-acetylglucosamine-6-sulfatase activity; glycosaminoglycan binding.
CGGUCAUGAACUCGACGAAACACCUACUGUCAGUCAUCAUCUUUAUCAUUGCGCUGCUCAUUUGCCAGUGCGUUUCAGGACAGUCGAACGUUGUCGUCAUACUAGCGGAUGAUUUAGAUUUGGAACUAGAUGGAACAAGUCCGCUUUCGAAAACACGCCAACUCAUAGCGAAGGAAGGAGCAGUCUUCAAAAAUAUGUAUGUCACUGAUGCUCACAACUGCCCGAGUCGUGCUAGCUUGUUGAGCGGUAUGUAUGCUCACAAUCACGGUGUCAUCAACAACAGCGUGUCCGGCGGUUGCUCUAGUCAGCAAUGGAGGGAGAAGUGGGAAAGGUUGACUAUUGCUAAUUUACUUCCGGAAUACAAAACAUUCUUUUCUGGGGUGUAUCUCGAUGAGUAUGGUAAGAAUGAAGGGGGUGGAACGUAUAUACCAGAAGGCUGGAAACAUUGGAAAGCAUUGGUCGGCGGGUCAGCAUAUUACAAUUAUACCCUAGUAGAUAACGGAACUCCUGUUUUUCAUUAUGAUGAAUAUUCGGUGGAUUAUUUCACUGAUGUUGUGAAAAAUGAGUCGGUUGAAUUUAUUAAAGAAGUAUCUGCACCGUUCUUUAUGCUCAUUGCUCCACCAGCUUGUGGUGCUCCGUUUGUAUCUGCUCCUCAAUAUCAAUCACAUUUUGAAAAGGCUAAAGCUCCGAGAACAAAGAGCUACAAUGUACCAGGAAAGGACAAACACUGGCUAGUUGCAAACGUUGUUCAUCCCAUGUCGAACGAAUCGGUUUAUCUUACCGAUUCUAUUCUACGGAAAAGAUGGAGGACAUUACUGUCUCUCGACGACCUCGUAGAGGCCGUCGUGCACGAGUUGUCAGCACAAUCUCUUUUGGACAAUACGUAUAUCUUUUUUACUUCGGAUUCGGGAUAUCAUCUUGGCCAGUUUGGUCUGCCUAAUGGCAAUCGUCAACUUUACGAGUUUGACACUCACGUUCCACUUUUCGUGCGAGGCCCUACUAUUACCGCAGGGACGACAAUAGCAAAGCCAGUGCUCACUAUCGACCUAGCACCAACAAUUGUUGCUCUAGCUAAUGGCAUUUUGCCAUCAAAUAUGGAUGGAAAACCGUUUCUGAGCAAGUCUAGUGACCAUAAGGUUGUCAAGACGAGGGAAAAGUUUUUGAUCCUGCAUCAUGGGGAAGGUCAUCGUUAUAGGAUAAAUAACUGUAAACAGUCUACAAUGAAUCAGACGUGUUGCUUGCCUUCAUGUGUGUGUGAAGACUCAUUCAACAAUAGUUACUCAUGCGUGCGAUCAAUUUCCUCCUCUCUCAAUACCGUCUACUGCGAGUUCUCAGACAAUGUGGCAUUUGUUGAGUUAUACGAUUUGUCAAAAGAUCCAUUUCAGUUGAAAAACAUUGCCAGCUCAGCUAAUUCCACAGAGCUGUUGAAGUACCACAACUGGUUGAUAGAAUUGGCUAUGUGUAAGGGUACCACUUGCCUGUAGCAUGUUUAUGAAAAUUGGUCAUAUAGAGAUGUGCUAUUAUAUAGAGUUGUUGAGUCUUGUAGAUAAAAUAGAUCAGUGAUGGUAUGUA